Chondrus crispus (carragheen) is the source of this 588-nucleotide messenger RNA. RefSeq lists its product as hypothetical. The record is from RefSeq and is a predicted model, not a curated record. Gene Ontology annotation, molecular function: protein binding. The transcript has a single exon. Bases 1 to 588 code for a protein of 195 amino acids. Lineage: Eukaryota; Rhodophyta; Florideophyceae; Gigartinales; Gigartinaceae.
AUGCACAAGCACAAAGUCAAGCCAGGUGCGCCCACGUUUAACACACUCCUCAAGCUUUACGCCCGCGCCGGUAAAUUCGACCACGCUCUGGCCAUCUACGAGGAAAUGCAGCAGACAGUCGAGCCAUCUAUUGUCACGUUCAACACCAUGAUUGAUGGGUGCGCGCACCGCGGGGACAUGGAGCAAGCUGUAAAGUUCUUCGAUGAAAUGAUAGAACGAGGGAUGAAUCCGGAUAUUUGCACUAUGACGUCUCUCUUGAAAGGUUUUGGGCGGGCCCGAGACCCGCAGAGAGCAGUCCAGCUAUACGAAGCCAUGAAGCAAGGCGGUUAUCAAAUCGAGGAGAGGACCAGGUAUGCUGUGAUCAAUGCCUGCUUACGCGGUAACGAUCGGGAAAAUGCGCGACGUUUGAUGCGUGAAAUGCUUGAGACCGGUCUCACUAUUCGUGCGCGAACGUGGAUAUGGAUGCUGGAAAGCGAUAUAUGGGCCGACGAUGACGGGGGUCGCGCUGGCGGCCGCGCGGCGGGGGCGGCGGCGAUUGUCGGCGGGGCGUUGCGGCAAAGUGUUUGUCUGCAAAUAAUGUACACGUAG